Molecule: messenger RNA, 421 nt
Organism: Protobothrops mucrosquamatus (brown spotted pit viper)
Lineage: Eukaryota; Metazoa; Chordata; Lepidosauria; Squamata; Viperidae
Product: conserved oligomeric Golgi complex subunit 6-like
Exons: 5
Biological process (GO): intra-Golgi vesicle-mediated transport
Cellular component (GO): COG complex
Source: RefSeq, a predicted model, not a curated record
AUGUCUAUUUCCAUGCAAUUUCAGGAGCUUGAAAACAUAAAUGAAGAUGUGCAGUUCAUGAGCAAUUGCUGCCAGGAUAUGACUAAUCACUUGAAGGCCACUAAGGAGCAAACUCAGGAUUUAAUUGUCAAAACGACAAAGCUUCAAGCAGAGAGCCAAAGGUUAGAAUUAAAAGCACACAUAGCAGAUGCCUUCAUAGCAGAAUUCCAACUUUCUCCAGAGGAGAUGAACGUCCUUCGAAGCACCAGAGAUCGGCCAGUUACUGAAGAUUUUUUUAAAGUAUUGAGGCGAAUAAAGCAAAUUCACAAUGAUGUCAAGAUUCUUCUGCGCACCAGUCAACAAAGAUCAGGUUUGGAGAUUAUGGAACAGAUGGCACUCCUCCAGGAGACGUCUUAUGAACAGCUGUAUCGUUGGGCACAAG